Molecule: messenger RNA, 1355 nt
Organism: Salvelinus sp. IW2-2015
Lineage: Eukaryota; Metazoa; Chordata; Actinopteri; Salmoniformes; Salmonidae
Product: actin-related protein 2/3 complex subunit 5-like protein
Biological process (GO): Arp2/3 complex-mediated actin nucleation; cell migration; regulation of actin filament polymerization
Cellular component (GO): Arp2/3 protein complex; actin cytoskeleton; cytoplasm
Molecular function (GO): actin filament binding
Source: RefSeq, a predicted model, not a curated record
AUUAGUGCCGCUGGCUUCACGUGAGUGAARAUAAUUCAGGCAACACUAUUGAGUGUCAAACGAGUUAGCUAGGUACAUGGUGGUAAAAUAAUGUGUGUAACACUGGCAGAUAAUAUUAUCUAGACAAAUUACAAUCAAAACACCRUUAGCGAAGACGGUGGUUGCUAGAUAGCAGGAGAGCCGAUACAGAGCAAGUACCCUGUACUUGGCUCGCAUUAACGCAACAGCGCUGUGUGUAGGACUAGCUUUAGCUUGCUAGCUACUAUUUCUUCCAGCGAAGUUGCUCUGAUGGCGAAAAACACUCUUUCGUCUCGAUUCAGGAAACUCGACAUAGAUGAAUUUGAUGAGAACAAAUUCGUUGAUGAUCACGAUGAGGCUGUCGAUAAUCAGGGACCGGACGGCACGGAGAUAGACAACCUCAUCAGGAUAGGAGACACGAUGACAGCUUUUCACCUUGCUCUGCGGAACCCUCCUCUCAACACUAAGAAUCCAGCAAUAAAGGAAAGGGCUCUGGCAAUAGUGCUGAGAGUGUUGACAUCAUUUAAGUCAAGUGAUAUUGAGCCAGCCGUCAAGUCUCUUGACAGAAGCGGGGUGGACCUGCUUAUGAAGUACAUAUAUAGAGGCUUCGAGAAGCCCUCCGACAAUAGCAGUGCCAUUCUCCUACAGUGGCACGAAAAGGCUUUCGCAGUUGGGGGCUUAGGGUCAAUCGUACGAGUUCUGACGGCCCGAAAGACCGUUUGAGGGGACGGGCUUAAUCACGUGGAGCGUCUCGGCUGACCACUGGCAAGAGGAGUGACUGCCUUCUGUGGAAGGGAAAAUUAGAUUAUCACAAUUUCUUACUGAAAAAACCCUUACACUACAUAAGUUAAAGAAAAAACACAAAGGGAACAUUUAUUUUUAGUUUCAAAAUGUAUGGGAUAGCUGUAAUUUAGGACAGGAUGAUACGUGUUCAUGUAUAGGAUUAUCAUUUUUACCCAAUCACGAGUUAUUUGCUCGUUCUUUAUUGCAUUUCUGUUCUAAUACUAUUGAGAAGCAUCAGCAUGUUUCUUGAGGGUGGGGGAAGGAAGGAAAAGAGACAUGGCAGGUCAAAGGAAGAGUGUGCAUUAAGUGGUACUAUACCUUUAUACCAGUGUGUGUGUGUGUGUGUGUGACAAAUUCAGUGUGCUUGCGAGUGUAUGUCUGAUAUGUUAGUGUAAUAUUUCAUUUUUUUCUCAUUGUCAUUUUUGUACAGACAGAAGUACAUUUUAAUAUAAAGAGAUUGAGAUUCAAUUCAUUGGUAUGCAGGGUGGGGUAUAUUGAACAAUGGGGGAUUUUGUUGUGAAGUGCCUGCUGCAAUAAAACUGGAAACAAGUGUC